Molecule: messenger RNA, 918 nt
Organism: Exserohilum turcica Et28A
Lineage: Eukaryota; Fungi; Ascomycota; Dothideomycetes; Pleosporales; Pleosporaceae
Exons: 1
Coding region: 1-918 (305 amino acids)
Biological process (GO): ubiquinone biosynthetic process
Molecular function (GO): 2-methoxy-6-polyprenyl-1,4-benzoquinol methyltransferase activity
Source: RefSeq, a predicted model, not a curated record
AUGAGACGGUCAAACCCCACAAGAGCGAUAAGCUCAAUUCGAAACUUUGCAUCACAAUCAGCACAUCGCCGUCCAACAGCCCGGCCCCCGGCCUUCCAAAUACCUUCCUCGUUGCCAUCGCGAUGCAUAACCACCACGGCCCCACGAUACCACAAUCCUACAGCCAACUCGACAGUCGAUCCGACAGAAGUCUCCCAUUUCAAUGCGCUCGCCUCAUCUUGGUGGGAUCCUCACGGUCCUUCACGACUCCUACACCUCAUGAACCCCCUCCGUCACGACUUUAUAACGCGAUGCCGCUCCACCGUUGCCCCUCCCACGGCACAACAGAAGCUUCGCUACCUAGACAUUGGCUGCGGCGGCGGCAUCUUUGCUGAAUCAGCUGCGCGCCUCCCUACCACCACAUCCGUCACCGCAAUCGACCCCACGCCCCAAGUCCUCUCCAUUGCCGAAGCACACAAACGACGCGACCCUAUCCUGACCUCGCCGGGCAAACUCACAUACAUCAACACUUCUAUUGAGAAUCUCCCCCAGCCAGCUUCGGAUACAGAGGCUUUCGAUGUGGUGACGCUAUUUGAGGUUAUUGAGCACGUCAAUGCCCCCGGCCCGUUCCUCGAGCACGUACUGCCGCAUGUCAAGCCCGGCGGGUGGCUUGUAAUGAGCACGAUUGCAAGGACAUGGACGAGCUGGUUGCUUACAAACGUCGUUGCAGAAGAUGUGCUGGGCAUUGUGCCCAAGGGUACGCAUGAGUGGAGCAAGUAUGUGAACGAGGACGAGCUUAGGACCUGGUUUGCGAAACAGCCAGAAUGGGGCAAUUCAAAGACCAUGGGUGUCAUGUACGUGCCUGGAUUGGGAUGGAAGGAGGUUAAUGGGGGCGAACAAUGGGGAAAUUAUUUCUUUGCUGUGAGGAAAGUGGCCUGA